Messenger RNA from Paramecium sonneborni, 396 nucleotides. The record is from the annotation of a GenBank genome assembly. NCBI's taxonomy places the organism in Eukaryota, Ciliophora, Oligohymenophorea, Peniculida, Parameciidae.
CUUAAAUUUAUAUUGAAUGACUGAUAACCAAUUUGAUAAUUAGAAUGAAUUUGAUGAAAUGGUAAACUUCAACUUUGUGAUUCGUAAGAAAACCAUUAAUACUAGAUAUUCAUUUAAAAAAGAGAAGCGCUAGAAAAACAUAAACAAUAAUAGUGGGUAUUCCAGAGGAAUUUGAUUUAAAUAAAAUUAUUAGAUUUUGGAAAAAGGUAUUGUUUAAUCUUAUAAUCAAGCAAUUCAAUUGUACUGGUGGUAUAAUUUCAAAAGAUGAAGAUUAUGGAGAUUAAGUAACAAUUAGAUUAACGGGAGAUAAUAGAUAAUAAAUUGCCAAAUUUUUAGUGGAAGAAGGAAUAGCAUUAUAGGAUAACAUAAAAGUUCAUGGUAUUUGAUAUAUAAAAU